UUCGUUUCCCCCAAUACUUCUGAACGACCAGAUACACAACGCGAUGCAACCAAACCACUAUGACCUGCUAAGUCAGGUGCAACCAGAUGAGCCUCGACGGGCGCCACGAGACGCUCAUCAUCGGAAUCCCCUCCAGUCACGUUCUCCAUCCGGUGUCGCUCCCACGAGAUCCGAAGACUCGUGGAUCGAGGUCGCCUCGCAGCCCUCCUCCUCGUCGCUUUCCUCUAUUGCUACCAAUGAUGACAUCAUCACAACCGGUCUGCGUGUCGAGCAACAUGGGUCGAGAGCAUACCAUCAUCGUAGUCGGCGACGGCGUCUGCAGCGCCUGGCUGCUGUCACAGCGGCGCAAGUUCAUUAUUCGUCCCGUGAACAAACCAGUAGUCAAGACGAGUAUGAGGAAAGCGAAAGUGAAUCGGACCGCGUUAUGACAAGUUCCAAUGAAGACAUACCUCAGAGAUCCCUUGGGGGUCCGCUAUUGGCUCAGUCUGGGCCUCCGUCGAUGUCGGAUAGUCCAUCAAGUGACGAGGACGAUGCGUCAACAGCGCUGGGGAUGCGAAUAAGCUCAUCCCCGUUUGUCCCGCAGCCAAAUGUCUUCUCCCACCCGCCAGCAUCUGAAAACCCAGCCUGGACCAGGCCAGUUGAGAGGUGUCGUCCGCAACCUAGCGAAGUGUCAAAUUCCAGCCGUCAAACGGCCAUCCGGCGGAACUCUCAAGCUGGCGUAAGACCAGCUCGCAGGCAAUCACAGCAGCAUAGCCCAUACAAUAUGAUUUCACCGUCUUACCAGGCAGACCAUGAUGCCGCCCUCCGCUCCAGUCUCUCCACCCUUCUUUCCUGUGCGGCCGUGCACGAGGUCUACCGAAAUCUGACCCGCAACCUACCGCACCCUCCGGGCCUUCUCGAGCACAGCCAGCUUCAUUCCGACUGGUCUCAGACUACUUAUUCACCACGCUCUUCUCCCUCCGCUCCGAAGGUGAGACGGCGGUCUAGUUCGCCUAGAGAACGCCACGCCUCGGCACCUAGGAAGAGUCGUCGAGCAACCACCCCAGACUCGGCAGCUAGUCCUACGAUUAUGACAUGGGUUAUCAGCGCUGGUGUCGUGGUUCUUUUCUCGGCAAUCAGCUUCUCAGCAGGUUAUGUGAUUGGUCGUGAGGUCGGGAGGAUGGAGGCAAGCACAGGGGUCGGGUCCGUCAUGGGUGAUGGUAAUUUUUCUGGUGGCAGACGUCCGCGGCUUGUGGUCAGGAGGCCAUCAAGGGAGGCCUGA
Messenger RNA from Aspergillus nomiae NRRL 13137, 1261 nucleotides. RefSeq lists its product as uncharacterized. Lineage: Eukaryota; Fungi; Ascomycota; Eurotiomycetes; Eurotiales; Aspergillaceae. The transcript is spliced from 3 exons. The annotation marks the transcript as partial. The record is from RefSeq and is a predicted model, not a curated record.